AUCUGCUUCGAUAAUUUCAUAGUCGCUUUUAAAGAGCAGCAACAACAACCACACGCUUCUCUAACAUCAACCAAGCCUCUCUUUCACUUCCUCAUGGAAUAUUCCGGCGACGGCAGAUUCGACGUGAUUGUCGUCGGAGCAGGCGUUAUGGGAAGCUCCGCCGCGUACCAGCUGGCGAAAAGAGGCCAGAAGACUCUCCUCUUAGAGCAAUUCGAUUUCCUCCACCACCGUGGCUCUUCUCACGGUGAGUCACGCACCAUCCGUGCCACUUACCCGGAGGAUUACUACUAUGCCAUGGUUUCCGAGUCGACUCGGUUAUGGGCUGAGGCUCAGUCUGAGAUCGGAUACAAAGUUCAUUUUCCAACUCAACAAUUCGAUAUGGGUCCAGCUGAUCAGCAGAGUCUCCUCUCUGUUGUCGCCACAUGUCAAAAACACGCGCUAGCUCAUCGGGUUAUGGACUCUCAUGCUGUUUCCGAGCAUUUCUCCGGGAGGAUUAGUAUCCCGGAGAAUUGGAUCGGAGUCUCGACGGAACUUGGUGGGGUUAUUAAACCCACCAAGGCCGUCUCCAUGUUUCAAACGCUAGCGUUUGGACAUGGCGCUGUCUUAAGAGACAACACCAAAGUUGCAAACAUAAAGAGAGACGGUGAAAACGGGGAAGGGGUAAUAGUGUCCACGGUGAAAGGAGAUAAGUUCUACGGUAAAAAAUGCAUUGUAACCGCGGGUGCAUGGAUAAGUAAGCUGGUGAAAACGGUGGCCGGGAUUGAUUUUCCUGUGGAGCCGCUUGAGACGACGGUUUGUUAUUGGAGAAUCAAAGAAGGCCACGAGGAGAAAUUCACGAUCGAAGGAGAGUUUCCAACUUUUGCGUCAUAUGGAGCUCCGUACGUGUACGGAACUCCGUCGUUGGAGUAUCCUGGACUGAUCAAAGUGGCGGUUCACGGUGGUUAUUGGUGCGAUCCGGAUAAGAGGCCAUGGGGGCCAGGAGUGAAGCUAGAAGAGCUUAAAGAGUGGAUAAAGGAGAGAUUUGGAGGGAUGGUUGAUUCGGAAGGACCGGUGGCGACUCAGCUUUGUAUGUAUUCUAUGACCCCGGACGAGGAUUUCGUGAUUGAUUUUCUAGGAGGGGAGUUAGGGAAAGAUGUUGUUGUGGGUGGAGGGUUUUCCGGUCAUGGGUUUAAGAUGGCGCCGGCGGUGGGGAGGAUAUUGGCGGAUAUGGCGACGGAAGGAGAGGCCAGAGGAGGAGUGGAGAUGAAACAGUUUAGUCUUCGACGGUUUGAAGAGAAUCCUAAAGGGAAUGUAAAGGAGUAUCCUGACCAAGUGAUACUUGAUUGCCCGUUGAAACAUUAAAUUUGGUUACAAAAUGUCAACUGUUGAAUAAUUAAAAAAAAAAUUA
Molecule: messenger RNA, 1387 nt
Organism: Arabidopsis arenosa
Lineage: Eukaryota; Viridiplantae; Streptophyta; Magnoliopsida; Brassicales; Brassicaceae
Source: the annotation of a GenBank genome assembly